CAACGAGUUUAUUUUUAGCGCCCUCAGUCGACGGCCAACGAUGACAGGUGGCGGCCGAGUAGGACCCUUUUUCUUGUGAUCUCGGCCUACUGAUAAUACUACUUUGUGUUGGCUCACGAUGGCUUCCGGUCGAAACCCCCAACAUUUUACUGUCGACACAAGGCAGGCGCCUCCACCAAUGAAUAAGUGCCUGGUGCCGCCUCAUCCAUCUCAACAUCAGCUUCCUGCUCAAGAUCAAGGAGAAAUGUGGCGUGGUGCUCCGGGAGAUCAUUCAAGUCAAGACACCAGACCGUUUCAUGAUCUACCAUGUGGUGUCCAAGGGCAAAGCUAUUCCCAUCCUCCGCCUCGUCCUCACCAAUUUCCUCCUCCUGGCUUCCCGCCUCUAGGUUAUCUUGGUUACCCUCCUCCUCCAACCCCAAAUUUUCAAGUACCUCCACCCCCAAAUUUUCAAGUACCUCCACCACCAGUCCCCGUCCCAUUUGGUCCCCCUCCACCCUACACGCCUUACCCGGAUACGCCGGAAGUCGCCGGACAUCUGGGCUCCGAUCGUUUGUUCGACCAGUUUUGCAACGGACCUCAGCAGUCUGGCAAUUCUACUGGUUUUCAAACUUCACAGACAGAUAAUUCUAUGAAAUACCAUGAGACGGUAAGAAGACGGGAAACCAACGAUGAUAGAACUUGCCCUCCGGGGAGAUUCCGAGAUGGCAACCAAUCAAGGAGUCGUUCAAAGGAUGACAGGCCAAAAGCAGAUGAUCAAAGCAGGAGUAACACAGGUUAUGCCCACCCGCAAAGCUCAAGCUCAGCAACGCCAAGAAAUCCUCACCAAACCUCUAGAAGAUCAUCUCCAUCUAGAAAUAGAUCUCCAAGAAGGCGUAGCAGAUCACCGAGACGGUUGAGAUCCCCGGCGAGAAGGAGAUCGCCUAGUUCAAGGAGAUCACCGACUAGAAGUCACUCGUCAAGACAUAAUAGGUCCCCAAGAUGUAGUCGAUCGCCUCACGAUAGCAGGACGUCCCGCAGGCAACCGGAAAGACGGCGGUCUAAAAGAUCCAGAUCCAGGUCACCAGCGUCUGCGGGAUCGAAGGGAGAUUCUUCAAGGCAGGAUCAAUCACCACGGCAACAGAGAACAUCCUACUCCCCGGGGAGAGGAGGUCGUCAAGACGAUGGAGGCAGAGACAAUGAGAGGAGAAGACAAAGAAGACGAUCCCCGAUCAAUCAGACCCAACGAUGGGAUGAGCUGGAGGCCAAGACGGCCGCUCUCCACGACUCCUACAAACCUGCCACACUGGCAUCGUGUGCGGGUCAAGAUGAUAAGACGGAGGAGACCACAACGGAAGAUGAGCCAGCAUGGAUACAAUGCUCACCCAGGGAAAACUUCUACUCUGGGGAUUCUAAGAUGCAAAAGAAUGAAUCGACAGUUGCUGCAACUGAUAAACUUAAAGACCUCCUCGGAAGGUUCCAAGAAGAGAUUGUCGACAGAGGAGUGAGAGCUAGAGAAGUGCAACCCAAGCUGGAAGUACCACAACCUAAGGUUCACUGGCAUGUCCAUAAAGAUUCUGAUGCUGAAUCAUCCGAUGACAGUGCGUCUUCAUCUUCAUCGUCUGAGGAAGAGGAGGAGAAUGAAGACGAUCCUCUAGCUUUCCUUCAGAUGAAGGAGAAACAUCCAGCAAGACUUGCUGAUAACCUGUGGUUUAAUGAUCCAGGAGAGGUGAACGAUGGACCCUUAUGUCGGUGCAGUACCAAAGCCAGACAGGUCGGCAUAAGACACAACAUCUAUCCUGGUGAGAAACCGAUCCCACUAUGUGACCCACACACCAAUAAUGCUGGCAAGCUGUACCAUUAUCGCAUCACCAUGGCCCCAAGUACCAACUUCCUGACUCACCAACCCACCGUCAUCGAGUACGAUGACAGAGAGUACAUCUUUGAAGGUUUCUCUGUCUUCUCACACUGUAAGCUCGACAACAUCCCACCUUGUAAAGUGGUACGCUUCAACAUCGAGUAUUCCAUCAUCUUCAUGGAAGAACCAAUGCCAGAGAAUUUUUCGGUAAGAGGACUGGACUUGUUUGGUGACUUCCUCUUCUUUGAGAUCUUGGAGCUCUACGACUUUGAGCUGGUCAGCCGAGUCGGCGGUUGUCGCUUCUUCCACUUCAUGCCGAGGUUUGCCCGGCAGCUUCCGAGCAACGGCAAGGAGAUCUUAUCCAUGCAUCACGUGAUCCAGCACCUGCUGAGGAUGAGUCGGCCGGUCGUGGAGGCCAAAGACUUGAAGUCGUGGCUGGAGUGCGAUCAGAUCACAUGGGAGCGGUACGCCGAGGAGCUGAAGGGGAUGAUUGUAACGUGUCCUGGAAAGAAGCCGAGCUCAGUCCGUGUCGAUCAGGUGGACAGGGAACACGACCAGAAACCUGAUGACAAUGAAGGACUGGAUGACACGUAUCCGACCAUUGUACACUUUGGACUCCGACCAGCACAGCUCAGUUACGCAGGCAAUCGAAACUACCAAAACCUGUUUAAGUCCUACCUAAAGAUGAACCAUCUGCUGGCCAACAAACCCAAAGUCAGCAUUCAGGAUCGACAGAAGCUCGCCGAGAAAGAGAAGAAGUUACAGAGGAUACGCUUACAAGGUCACAUGACGCGUGAGGUCACGGCCGAGAUCUGCAGUAAGGAGAUAUUGAUGACGGGCAUCGGGUCCGAUGUUUGCCAGCACGCAAUGAUGUUACCAGUGCUUGUCAACCACAUCCGAUAUUUCAACUGCCUCUACAACAUCGAUGACAUCAUUGGAUACAAAUUCAAGGACAGGAUUUUGCUGAAGCAUGCUAUGACACACCCGUCCUACCGCCUGACCUAUGGCAUGAAUCCAGACCAUGUACGUAACUCACUGUAUAACUGUGGAAUACGACAACCUGACUACGGAGAUAAGAAGAAACAAGUAGAGAGAUCAAGAAAGAAAGGUAUCAAUACAUUGAUUAAGAUCAUGUCUGAGAUGGCGGCUCCUGAGGAACUAUCCUCCCACAUUCAUCAUUACGAGAGACUGGAGUUCCUGGGUGAUGCUGUUGUAGAAUUUGUCACAAGCACUCACCUGUAUUACCUGUUCCCACAUCUUGAGGAGGGCGGUUUGGCAACAUACAGACAGGCAAUAGUACAGAAUCAACAUCUGGCUGUCUUAGCCAAGAAAUUGGAACUGGAGCGUUUCCUGUUGUACGCCCACGGACCGGACCUGUGUCGUAGCUCAGACCUGAAGCACGCUCUGGCCAACUGCCUGGAGGCUCUGAUGGGGGCGCUGUAUCUAGAAGGAGAUAUCACGGUCGUCAGACGCAUCUUCUGUAACCUCUUGUUUGAUUCGGAGAAGCUGAGAAGAAUCUGGAUGCAGCAUCCUAAACACCCUCUCCAGCUUGAGUUUCCUCAAGGUGACCGACAUAUGAUUCAGUACUCGAGCAUUUUACAGAUGUUGCAUAAGUUUGAGGAGUCAACAGGAAUCAAGUUCAGACACAUCCGUUUGCUGGCCAGAGCUUUCACACAGCGAACAAUGAGCUACACCAACCUGACAAGAGGCCACAAUCAGAGAAUGGAGUUCCUGGGUGACACUGUACUACAACUCAUCACCUCCAGCUACUUGUACAAACACUUCCCUAAUCAUCACGAGGGGCACUUGUCUCUUUUGCGUAGCUCUUUAGUCAACAACAAGACCCAGGCCACUGUAGCCUCCGAUCUAGGCAUGUCAACUUACAUCAUUGACGCUAAGAAUCGUACUCUAGAAGACGGUGGUCCUCUACCAACCAAACUCCUAGCUGAUCUUCUGGAAGCUUUUGUUGGUGCUAUGUACGUGGAUCAGGGAAUUGAGGCAGUUACCGUCUUCUGUCAAGUUUGCUUCUUCCCUAGGCUCAAGGAUUUCAUCUAUAGUCAGCACUGGAAUGAUGCCAAGUCACAGCUACAGCAAUGCUGCCUGACACUCAGAACAGAAGGCAAGGAACCAGACGUACCCCAGUACAAGGUCAUCAGUCAGCAUGGUCCCACCAAUAACCGUGUCUACAACGUGGCGGUUUACUUCAGAGAUAAAAGAUUAGGCACGGGGUGUGCUUCAAACACUCAAGAUGCACAGAUGGAGGCAGCUAGGGAUGCAUUGCAGAAUUAUAAUUUCCCCCAACUUCACCAUCAACGCAUGGUGGUUGAGCGGAGGUACAGCCAAGAGGCCAAAGACAGAGGAAGUCGUCACAGACCACGAUCAAAUAAGAUUUGAUCAUCUCGGCAGGGAUUCUGUAUAGAAAACAAGGUUUUUACAAGGUAAAUGUCACAGCGGAUCGUCACAACUUGAAAAGCUUUUACAGUUAGUUGCUGUCGAUGUAGCCAUGUCAAUCACAAGUCCUUACAAAUCAAUCACAAGUCAUCAUAAGUCAAUCACUUAUUCCUCACAAAUCAAUCACAACGUCACCGUUUUUACAAAGGGACGGGUAUGUCAAAAACGACAUUUUUGUUAAGUUUCGAGGUUUUUUUAGCUUACGUUGAAAAACCACUCUGAACCAUUCUGACUUGCUUUGAGAAGCAAAACCUGCGUAACGUCUUAAUAAUGCUGUAUCAGGGGCAUCUCAAUAAUUGCAUUUUGCAUUUUCAAGGGCGUUAAAGUAGAAUAAGUGAAAUUUCUGUUUUCAUGAAGGGACGGACGUCUUUGAUACAUUUCAGACACGCGCACCCAAACAUACGUGCCCUCCACCUAUGGCAAAACACAUACUGCUCAGUAGACGGGCAGAUCUUCUUAUCAGAGAUUACAAUAUUGUUAUGGUUAUUAUUUUUUAUUAUUAUUUGAAUGCCUUGAAAUGUUCAGAUAUGUGUCUUUUACAAUGUUAAAUGUGAUAUUUUAUCAAUUUGUACAUUGUGUUAAUAGCAUUUCUGCAUUUCGUCUGUUGACAACCUUAAGAUGUUACGUAAUUAGAGACUUUUCUUUUCACAACUACAAGUUGUUUUGGUUAAUGUUGGUCACGUGACCACCCUCAGCACUCUUAGAUAAUUCCGUCAUUCUUGUAAGCAGUCGUUCAAUGUGUGUUGGGCAUGUUUUACAAGCUAAAACUCUCGGAAGUGGAAAGUCGGCGAUGAGUUUUGGCAAAAAGGAGUGUAAUUUUUCCCAAUAAUUUAUUUAUUUGUCUUGAGAUUAUGUUUGUUUUAAUCUGUGUGCUAUUUUGAAGAUGACUCAAAAUGAGAAAAUAUUUUUGGGGUGGAGUUUGUGGGGGGGGGGGGUAGUCUGAGUAUCACCUGUUAUCCACGGAACCAAGUCUCCUGUCUAACGUCUGAUAUAUCUAAGCUUGUGUGAUAUCAUUUCAUUCCAUAAUCAGGACUAAGAUUGUGAUUGGUCAAUUUCGAUGCCGUAUUUUUGUAAUGCAACAAUUUGUACAAAAUGCUACUCGUGGGUGUGAUGUUUACACAUGUGGGGAGCUUGCAUUACGCGCGUAUAGAAGGCGCCUGCUGAUUGGUCAGUUUCUUGAGGUCAUACACAGUCUAGUUGCAUAAUUAAUCACCGAAUCUGUUUACGUUUUAUACACCAUGGUCGGCUUCGCCAGGGCCAGGGUCAAUCAC
Messenger RNA from Patiria miniata (bat star), 5556 nucleotides. It is a transcript of the gene drosha, whose product is annotated as ribonuclease 3-like. Gene Ontology annotation, biological process: rRNA processing; pre-miRNA processing; primary miRNA processing. Gene Ontology annotation, cellular component: nucleus. The coding region runs from base 119 to 4228 and encodes 1369 amino acids. Lineage: Eukaryota; Metazoa; Echinodermata; Asteroidea; Valvatida; Asterinidae. The transcript has 27 exons. The record is from RefSeq and is a predicted model, not a curated record. Gene Ontology annotation, molecular function: ribonuclease III activity; double-stranded RNA binding.